AUGCAAUGGACCCGACUUCCUGAAACGUGCGGCAGAUUAUCUCCUAUUGGGUUAACAGGGAAUGGGUCAAAGGGCAGGUACUAUGUUGUUAACCUGGUGAGGUCUGAACCUUGUCUGCUUUGCCUCAGUGUUUUGGACACUAAGCGCGGUAAAUGGAGAAUACGUCUUAUAGAGCAUCCGCGUUGGUCAGAAUUUGGAUGGUGCCCAACGCAGUGCCAUGCCGUGAACUUUGAGGGAGCUCUACAUUGGCUAGGCCAAAACGGACCUAUUGUAGCUUAUAAUCCAAAGUAUAGGCAUGCAUGCAUAGUCAUCCAUCGUUUCCCAGAGAUGCGUCAUGAAUCAUAUGGUGAGAAAGCGGUGGUCACGGAGACCUUAACAAUCUCAAUGGGCUAUCUACGCGUCAUUCAGCUCGUUUGCUAUCCCUGUAAGAGUGAAAAAGAUCACCAUCUUGUUAUUUGGACACUGGUGGAUUACAAAAAAUCGAUAUGGAAACAAGAAGAGCAUGGGCCAAUAUACUUCAGUGACAUGGUUUCUGAUCUUUCAUGGAUACAAGACUACAUGCAGCGUUAUAAUCUGACGACAAGUAAAGAAAACUGCAUGGCCCUUAUUAAGGAAGUUUUUUUGCUUCCUCGAGAAACCAGAAGACAGCAGAUCAUUUGGCCACAGCCUUUGCAUUGCCAUCCAGACAACCCUCUUCUCGUUUACUUGUACUUACCAGAAAGCAUCGUCUUACUUGAUAUCACAACAAAAAAGCUGAGGUUAAUAACUAAAGUCGCCACCAGAACUAGACGGAUGGGCUACCACUUUUACUGGACCCGAUAUGACAAGGUAAUACCACUCACACUUCACUUAGAUCCAUCCUUGAUCCCCGACACCAUCGGAAGAUGA
This is a messenger RNA of Brassica napus (rape), 888 nucleotides long. RefSeq lists its product as uncharacterized. The record is from RefSeq and is a predicted model, not a curated record. Lineage: Eukaryota; Viridiplantae; Streptophyta; Magnoliopsida; Brassicales; Brassicaceae. The transcript has a single exon. The coding region runs from base 1 to 888 and encodes 295 amino acids.